Symbiodinium sp. CCMP2456 is the source of this 3699-nucleotide messenger RNA. The record is from the annotation of a GenBank genome assembly. Lineage: Eukaryota; Dinophyceae; Suessiales; Symbiodiniaceae.
AUGCACGUGGCCCUGGCCAGACCGGUCCCCGAUGUCAAUGGCUUGACCGGACUGGCCAUCAGCUUGGCGUCGGGAAGCGCCCGGCACUACGCCGUCUACUUCUGGGACAUAGGGAUGUCGCUUGCCAUACUUCCCGAGAACCUUCAAGAGACUGUACCGCCUGUGCCAGAGGAAGGUGGCUUUGAUUUGGUCUUCCCAGCUGCAGAGCCAGAAUCCAUGCUGGACUUCGGCCUCGCAUUAGGCGAGAUCGUGGAAGCCAGGGGAUGGGCCGUAGUGCAGCUCUCCCAUGCCGACGCUUUGUGCGAAGCAGCAUGUCGGGAAGCGAGGUCUCUGCGUCGUUUCGCAGGUUUGCGCCAGGAGCUGAUCCCUGACUACCUCGGGCAUGGAGUACGAGGAAAGGUGCAGUUUCUAUCCGGACAGCGUGGCCGGGAGGAAGUGAACCUUCAUCGCUUUGAAUCUGACUUCAACGUGGUGGCGCAGGCUGUGGCAGCCAACUCGUGGCACAACAUGGGCUUUCGUAGUGUUGGGGAGAGAUCCCCAACUUUGUUGUGGGUGCCGUAUGCAACACGCCGUGAAGAGUUCUCGAUGGAAGGAGACCCUCUUAAUGAUGACGACAUUGAGGAGGGGCACCUGGAGGAACACUUGCAAUUUCUGCGACGUCGCCGUCUUUGCUGCAUGCUGUGGCUUGAGUCAGAUAGCGGCGAGAUCAGACUGACUCCUGGACCACGGAGGCCUGAGCGAGCGGUGUCCCUGCCCAUCGGAAGACGCAAGCUCUUAGUUUAUCGGGGUGACCGCAUGACGUUUUCCUACAAGCCUUCCGGAAGGUUUGUCGUUUUACAAAGCUGGGUUCUGGAGCCCCCUGCCAAGUUUCAGGUCGGCAAGCUGGAAGGACAUCCAAUGAUGAAGGCAGAGGCUAUGGGAAUCAUGAGCGGGCGGCCACAUCCAGAGGGAGACCGUGUGCACAUUAUGAGUGUCAUGAGCCGCCUUCCCGGAGGAGGUAGUGGACCAGACCAGUACUGGUCCAUGUUGCUGGACGGGACGGAUGGGAUGCUGUCCAUUCCCUCGGGAAGGUGGGACACCGAAAUAUACUGCACAAAGGAGGGAGAACACGAUGCGCCUGGCAAGUGUUACACCAUCCAUGGAGCCUUCGUUGCGAACGAAGAAAUUUUCUCCUUUGACAAUACCUUUUUCGACAUUCCGCAAGAGGAAGCUACGUUCAUGUCCCCAAGUCAGCGCGUCGUCAUGGAAGAUGGGUACACGGUUCUUUUCCGCGGUGGCUACAACAAGGAAAGCCUUCGAGGAAGAAGCAUCGGCGUGUUUUUAGGCGAUACUGGUUCCGACUGGUCGCCAUUCAAUCCGGCCGAACAUGUCGUCUAUCGAGGGCAGGAGAGACGGACUGUGACUGGUGCACACGCCACUGCUUACACUGGACACAACACCUCAGUGGUGCCAUGCAGAUUGUCUCAUGCAUUGGAUCUGGUCGGUCCUUCCAAUACCGCUGACACAGCUUGUUCUUCGUCACUUGUUGCAACCGGGGUUGCAAUGCAGUGGCUGCGACCGCGAAACGUGGGGCAGCUGGAGCAUUUGAACGUUGGCAGGCUGCAAGAGGCAGUCGCUGGAGGCAUUUGCUGCCAAAUAGGUCCGGCCACCUAUAUUGCCAUGUGCGGACUGCAUAUGCUGUCAACAAUGGGCAGAUGUUUCACUUUCAAUGAGAGUGGGGACGGCUAUGCCCGAGGUGAGGGCUGCGGUCUCCUCUACUUGAAAGCCAGCGCGACAGAGGUGGACAUGUACGAUCAGCUCGCAUGCCUUCUUGGCUGCUGUGUCAAUCAGGAUGGUCGCAGUGCAAGCAUGACCGCGCCCAACGGCCCGUCGCAGCAAGCAUGCAUUGCGGGAUCCAUGCGCGAGGCAGGCAACAGGGCGAGUGACAUCAAUCUGGCCGAGUGCCAUGGCACAGGCACGGCUCUUGGUGAUCCUAUCGAGGUUGGGGCUCUGAAGAACGUCAUGCACCCCCGCGAAACUACCCUGGCAUUGACCAGUUCGAAGUCCAACAUCGGGCACCUCGAGGGCAGUGCUGGCAUAGCUGGCUUUCUGAAAUGUGUUCUCAUGCUGAUGGCCGGAACAUGUCCGCCAAAUGCACAUCUUUAUCAGUUGAACCCUCACCUGGACGUUAAAGGCUUCCCAUGCCUCUUUGACACAGAGGCAAUCGACCCCGGACUCAACAGCGCUUUAACAGGCGUUUCGUCCUUCGGUUUCGGUGGAACCAACGGCCGUUGUGACAUCUGGGGGGCAGCGAGGUUUGGGCCCAACAAGUGUGGGAAGGUCAUGGAAGCGGAAGUAGACCAAAUCUACACCCUGUGUCCAGUCACGUUGGGCAAGAUUGACCACUUGACGGGCGAGCCUCUGUCACGGCGUCUCGCAGCAAUGCGCAGGGGCAAGAGGAGAGCUGACGUUCUUCGAGAUGAGCUCGCAAGAUACGAUGUGUCACGGCUUGCAUAUGAUGGCGGGUUCCGUUAUCGACAGAACCCGGUCCCGUCACAUGGCGAAGACGACCUCUUGCAGGACAGGAACAUCUUCAUCUGCGGGUCGUGGACUGGGUUCAAGAUGGAGGAAAUGGACAAAGAUGGGGACAACCUGUUCACCACAGUCAUCACCCUUAGCGAAGAGAGGUAUGACUUGUUCGAGUUGUAUGUGGAUGAGAAGGAAGAGCUCUGCAUUUUUCCGGCAGUUGAUCGUGCUGGGCAGCACAUUGCCACUGAAGGGCCUGGGGUCAACAAGGAGCACAACAGAUGGAUCAUUGACGGCCGCGACACAGAGCUUGCUGCAGGAACUGUAUUGCAGAUAACAUUCAACUUCAAUCCAGAGCAGAUGGCCGUGACAUGGAGGGAAGUCGGCGAGAAGCGGCGAGUUUUGGCUGCACCCCGGAAGAGCAGCUACUUCGUCACCGGAACUUGCACAAAGUGGCGGACGGUGGCGCUAAAGUGUGCAGACGAAGCGAACCUACAGGAGUGGUCUGGGGUGCUCAGGAUCGGACAAAGAGGCCGUGAAGACUUUCAGAUAUGGCGGGAUGGCGACCGGCUACAGGCCGUCUACCCGUCAGCACCGCAAGCCACCGGAACUGGUGAAGAGGCGUGCGGGCCUGAUGAAUUUGGAAGCGGUCGUUACUUCCAGGUAAGGGGCCGUCCUGGCGAAGAGGUUGAGCUGGCACUCUAUAUCGAAGACGGCAAGGUCACGGUUCGAACGUUCACCGUCGAAUCCAGACGUUCCAGGCAGUGGGAAUCUGUCCGUGGAUGGGCGCGGCAUUCCUAUAGCGUCGUCCAGCCAGGAGGAGGACCGGGCAUUCCAAUGACGAUGGAUCCGCAGCAGCCUGGCGUCUUCACGUCGUUAGUGGUUGUUGGCCAGGUCUUUGACAAGCAGGCAGGCGCCUUCUGCUUUCAUUUUCAGGUUGCAGUUGACGGUGACAGUCGCUGGGUCUUUUUUCCAAAAGGUCCUGGUGGGUUGUCCGGCGAGGUAAUCGUUAACCCCCCACCUUGCCAUGGAAACGGCUCUGACGUUGCAUUCACCAUUUUUAGCCCGGCACCGAACAGGACUUUGCAGACACUUUCCCUAGUUAAGACUUGUCCCGGGCUCGCGCAUCCUCCAGGGCUGAAGAGGUUCUGCCCGGAGUGUCAAGGUCGAAGAACCGAGGCCGUAAGCAUUUGA